This is a messenger RNA of Ornithorhynchus anatinus (platypus), 1045 nucleotides long. RefSeq names its product methyltransferase like 23 (gene METTL23). Lineage: Eukaryota; Metazoa; Chordata; Mammalia; Monotremata; Ornithorhynchidae. Gene Ontology annotation, cellular component: nucleus; cytoplasm. The transcript is spliced from 5 exons. Bases 190 to 885 code for a protein of 231 amino acids. The record is from RefSeq and is a predicted model, not a curated record.
AGACGCCCCCUGCCCCCUCCUGAGGAGAAUUUAUCGGCCGCGGGCUCGUUUUCCCCGACACGUGGGAGCUUAGGGCACGUGUCGUGGGGUUGGGGGCCGCGGGGGGCGUUUUUUCCACUUGGCCGUGAGGGGUCCCUUGGCCGGGCCGGUCCUCGGCCCCGCACGCGGCCUACACUUCCGGUCGAAGCCAUGAGUGCGAAGGGGCCCGAAAUCAGGACCCAGCGGUUCCGCUUCUCGGAGCGGGGGGAAACUGAGGCCGAGAGCGAGGAGUUGGAGCUCCUCAUCCCCCAGGUUCUGCAUUCCCAGUAUGGCAUGUACGUGUGGCCUUGUGCCGUGGUUCUUGCUCAGUACCUGUGGUUUCACCGGAGAAGACUGACCGGCAAGACCGUGCUGGAGAUCGGAGCCGGAGUGAGCCUUCCCGGUGUGCUGGCCGCCAAGUGCGGGGCCGAGGUGGUCCUGUCGGAUAGCGCCGAGCUGCCCCACUGCCUGGAAAACUGUGCGCGCAGUUGUCAGGCCAAUGGGCUGGCGGAGGUGCGGGUCACCGGCCUCACCUGGGGCCAGGUCUCUCCGGAGCUGCUCGCCCUGCCUCCCCUGGAUAUCAUCCUUGCCUCCGACGUCUUCUUCGAGCCAGAAGACUUUGAAGACAUUUUAACCACAGUCUACUUCCUACUGCAAAGGAAUCCCCAGGCUCAGCUCUGGACAACCUAUCAGGUCCGAAGUGCUGAGUGGUCACUUGAAGCUUUGCUCCAUAAAUGGGACCUGAAGUGCAUCCACGUACCUCUCCACUCUUUCAAUGCCGACGGAGAACACCUGGCCGGAUCGACUCUUCCCGGAAGACACACGAUAGAGAUGCUCAUCAUCUCCCCUAAGGAGGAGCCUUCCUGAGUCCUUGGAAGCAGUAGAGACUGCUUUGAGCCCCCUUCUUGUGACAGCUGUCAGCUGCCUUAAGAGCCAGUGUAUUAUAUUCCCCGCCCACCCCCAGACAAUUUACACACCACCUAUUAGACAGACCAGCAGUCUGGAAAUAAACAAUGCAACCACAAUA